GCACCGGUUAGGAGUUUGUGUCUGCUGCGCGGUGGUAGUGCGGUGUAUCCUGAUCUACGAAGACUCGUUUGAAUUUUGAAGCAAUAGUGAGAAAAUGGAGCGUAAAGAUCAGCAAUCCCCACAAGAGGAGACAGCUCGGAUUCUUGUGGAAUUACUAGAAGUCGCCAUCAAUUCGAUUGUUUUCCUCAAAGGGAUUUAUCCUUCCGGUGCGUUCGAGAGGCGGCGUUAUAUGAGUGCUGUUGUUCACAGGGCUCGGCACCCUCAACUUAGAGAUUACAUCCAUUCUGCAGUCACUGGACUUCGCCCUUUUAUCGAAAAGGGAUUGGUGGACAGGGUGGCAGUUGUGUUCUUCAACAGUGACAAUGUCCCAAUUGAGAGAUUUUUGUUCAGACUUAUGGUGAAUCAGUCCUACAGGUUCAGGGUGGAAGCAGCUGACCUGGAGUUCUCUCUUAGGUCAUUUUUGAUGAAGCUCUCAGUGUCUGAAUCCCUCACUAAGGUUCUCCCUAGGGGCUGCAAUUGGGAAAUAACAGCUUAUUUCCGCACCCUCCCUGAGGCUAGAACAAGCAAGGAGGAGUUGUGGGUUCCAACAGACACAGAUCAGUGGCAACAGCCUCCUCUAAUAACCCCAAUCAAGUCUAUGAAAUGUGAAUCUCUGAGUGUGCAAUUGUAUUUAGAACAUCCAAGUGUGUCUGAACCAAAACCACAAUGAUAUCUGAGCACCAGCUUUGGAGAACCAAAGAAGAGCACCCCACCUUCUUUUUGGGGAAAAGAAGAGCUUGUAAAAUAUGACCUACAAUUACAAUUUCUGAAAUGAAUAGUAUAUAUUCCUCUUCUUUCUACUCAA
Macadamia integrifolia is the source of this 844-nucleotide messenger RNA. RefSeq names its product DNA polymerase zeta processivity subunit. NCBI's taxonomy places the organism in Eukaryota, Viridiplantae, Streptophyta, Magnoliopsida, Proteales, Proteaceae. The record is from RefSeq and is a predicted model, not a curated record. The coding region runs from base 95 to 709 and encodes 204 amino acids. The transcript has 5 exons. Gene Ontology annotation, cellular component: zeta DNA polymerase complex.